Messenger RNA from Cladophialophora carrionii CBS 160.54, 903 nucleotides. RefSeq lists its product as uncharacterized. Lineage: Eukaryota; Fungi; Ascomycota; Eurotiomycetes; Chaetothyriales; Herpotrichiellaceae. The transcript has 6 exons. The record is from RefSeq and is a predicted model, not a curated record. The coding region runs from base 1 to 903 and encodes 300 amino acids.
AUGGCGCUCAAGGGCUUCAUUGCUAUCCUGACCAUCGUCCUCUGGGGACAACUUGCCUAUAGCGAGACGCUGACACUGUCUGAUUGUGCUGCCAACUGCACCUCCGACAUCACCAGCCGAUUUUCAGGCUGCAAGUUCGGCAUCCAAUGCUUCUGCACCGAUCCUCCGCUCUUCGACCUGGGGAAGCAGUGUUGGGAGUCCAACUGCACCGUCCGUGAAGCAUUGACCGCUGAAAAUGUCACCUCCAUCAGCUGCAACUUCCCCGACAGGGACCGCGGACCGGCGAGCAGCGCCGUCACCUUCACUUCGAUGGCCGUGGCGCUGUGUCUGGUCGCCACGCGCAUCGUUGCGAUGUCUCCUGACUUCAGGGUGCUAUGGGGAUGGGAUGAUGUGCUGGUUGGCCUUGCGACCCUCUUGAUGAUUGGCAAUGCUGUCUGCAAUCCCAUUUCAAGACACUAUGGCUACGGCCGCGACACCUGGCGUCUGCCCUUCGACGACACGAGGACCGUCGAGAUGAUAUUCUACAUUGGCGGCGUCCUCUAUGCUGUGGGCAUUGCGAGCACGAAAGUCGCAUUCCUCGUCUUCUACAUCAAGCUCUUUUCCUCCAGGAUAUUUCGCUGGGUGGCAUUCCCUCUGCUGGUAGCGACCGUUCUCCACGGCCUUACGUUCACCUUCCUCUUCAUCUUCCAAUGCAGCCCCGUAUCCUACGCCUGGACACAGUGGGACGGCACCGGGCAGGGCAAGUGUCUCAACUUCGACCUCGGCGCCGUCAUGCAUGCCAUCACCAACAUCUUACUCGACCUGCUGAUCUUCGCUCUGCCGAUCUGGCAGCUGUGGAGUCUGAGCCUGUCCAAAAGAAAGAAGUUCCAGGUUAUAUCCAUGUUCUGCGUGGGAUUCUUGUAA